GACACCCUAUACAAUGUCACCUCGCCACGUGUACCUGAUCCCACGUGCGUACGGACGUGACACGAUGGCAAGGUCAGGCCGUGCGAGGAGGUGCGGGCUCCUACCCGUUAUGCUUCUAUUUAUUGUUGGACAAUCGUGGAUUAUCCUGAUAUCUCUGCCACAUUCCCCUCGACAGCUAGAGGAGGACCAGCGCGACAUCAUAUCUCAGCAACGCAUGGUGGCAGCAAGAUUAGGUGCAAUUGAGGAUGAGAAAUACACGAAGAAACUGGAGCACACUCUCCAAUCCAUCCUCGCUCGUCACAGAGGAAUGGUCGACACUAGCAAAUUCAAGUACAACGUGUCGGCCGGUGACGGGUUGUCUGUACGACGUCCUGUUCCUGAUAAUAGAAAUCCGGAAUGUCACAAAACAAAUUUUCUCUAUGAUACAUCACUCACUGUAUCCGUAGUGACCAUCUUCCACAACGAGGCGCUGUCCACUUUGCUCCGGACCGUCCACAGCGUCAUAGACAGGUCCCCAGAAGAAAACCUGAAGGAAGUGAUCCUCGUAGACGACUUCAGCACUAUGACGUACCUAAAGGACGAGUUAGACAUGUAUUUGUCCCUGGUGCCAAAAGCCAGGGUGAUCCGGAACCGCCAGAGGGCCGGACUGGUCAGGUCGAGGAUGAAUGGGGCCCGCAAUGCCACCGGUGACGUGUUGGUGUUCUUUGACGCUCACAUGGAGUGUAACACGCUACCGGGCUUCGUUGAACAAGCAUUGAAGUCUAAAACGGAACCAUUUGUUACCCCCGUGCUGGUGGGUAACGCCAUCGCCGUACGAAGGGACCACUUCUUUCGGAUCGGGGGCUUCGACGAGGGACUUGACAUUUGGGGAGGGGAACACUUUGAUUUGUCAUUCAAAAACUGGUUGUGUGCUGGGAGAGUGUUGACAGUUCCAUGUUCCAAAGUGGGACAUCUGUUUAAAUUAGGCGUCCAGAGUUACAGUUUUGGUGGCGCCGAUCGAGAUACAGUCAUACUGAAAAAUCUGAUGAGGGUAGCGGAAAUAUGGCUGGAUGAAUAUAAAGAUACCUUCUAUAGAGUUACUGCUGGACGAACGCAGAAUUUCCCCCAAAUAGACAACAAUGCUAUUAUGUCACAGAAAAACUUUCUUAAGUCAUUGCACUGUAAACCAUUCCACUGGUACCUUAAAAACGUACUUCCGGAACAGAAGGUUCCCCCUAUCGACGCCGCCUUCUAUGGGGAGAUAACCAACGGGAAAACUUUAGCCUGUCUUGCUGUCCUAGAUGAUCAUUACAUUGGGAUAACAUAUGCAUGUUUUAAAUAUAGAAUAAUACCUGAAAACUCUUUUACGUUUUCAGAGAAAGGCGAAUUUAAGUUUGAUGAUUAUUGUGUAUUUAUUUCGGAUUCCACACAUUUCCUGAAAAGGAGAAAGUGUGAUGAAACUAAAAAUGUGAUCCCGGGAAAGUGGAAAUUUCAGACGACCUCUCCGACCUCUAAAACGGGAGCUCUCAUGUUUGAAUUCCAUGACAGUGCGCAGACGUUGUGUGUGAGCCACGUGACAGGUGCGAUAUCGGAAGUCCACUUUAAUGAGCAAAUGGCGCAAGCUUUGCCGUGUAAUUACAGUUCCGCCUACCAAAGCUGGUUUUUCAUGUACCGGCUAUCCGAAGUCCCGAAGUUUAAUUGA
This is a messenger RNA of Mizuhopecten yessoensis (Yesso scallop), 1681 nucleotides long. Its product is annotated as polypeptide N-acetylgalactosaminyltransferase 10-like. The transcript has 3 exons. Bases 14 to 1681 code for a protein of 555 amino acids. Gene Ontology annotation, cellular component: Golgi apparatus. The record is from RefSeq and is a predicted model, not a curated record. NCBI's taxonomy places the organism in Eukaryota, Metazoa, Mollusca, Bivalvia, Pectinida, Pectinidae.